UGAUUUUCUCUUCUGGCCAGGUAACCAUUAUGAUGAGGUGAUACUGUGUAGAAUUCAAAUGAUUAUUAACACAUAAAUGUACAGCUGUGCAUCAUCUGCAUAGAAACUAAAUGUGGGUUUUACACAACAAUUCAGUACAGUACAGUACUCAGUACUCAGUACAGUACUCAAUACUCAGUACAGUACUCAGUACUCAGUGAUAGGUCGACCCUACUGUGAUAGAUAAAUCUGUGCUUUUUGGCUUCCAUUUUACGGAAGGAUCUCUAGCAACAUCUAGUGGUUACAUUUCCCAACUCACCAUUCCUACCGCUGCAUAGACCUGUAGUUUUAAAGGUCAGUGUCAAUAGAAGACGAUGACGUCAAUAGAAGACGAUGACGUCAAAACCAGCACAGGGUUGAAGGACAACAUCCAACGAGAACAAAGAUUUGAACUAUAAUCCUUUAAAAAUGUACAGAAAUACCUUGACGGAUCCUGGUGACUGACAGCGUGGGUAAAGUUAUCGCUGUACUGUCUUCAACUUUAACUCAAUUUCCCAGGAUCCAGCGCUUGCGACGAAAACAGUGACGUAAUUUUUAGUCGACAGCCAAACGUCUAAACUGAACCAACAUGCUAAGACCGGAGUCACGACCGCAGCGGGCGCUGUUGCUGCUGAAGAACGUAGGUCUUAGUUCAACAUGACCGUCCCGGCUCUGCACAACACUGGAGUUCUUUACCGGAGGAUUCUCUCUCACUUCCCUCAGGACAUCACUUUAGCUUUUGCCUACGGAUCUGGUGUUUUCAAACAUCACGGGAGCAGCCAAGGACAAAUGGAGAAAAACAUGCUGGACUUUGUGUUUGCGGUGGAUGAUCCUGUGACCUGGCACACCAUGAAUCUGCUCCAGAACCGGAAACACUACUCCAUCCUCAAGCUGCUGGGUCCUAAGACGAUCAGCUCCAUACAGAGUGACCACGGGGCGGCAGUAUAUUAUAACACAUUGGUGCCUGUGGAUGGCAGGACUAUUAAAUAUGGUGUGAUCAGUACACAGUCGUUGAUGGAUGACCUCAUGCACUGGAACACUCUGUAUGUUGCAGGGCGUCUUCACAAACCAGUGAAAAUGCUUGUGCAGAGUGAGAAUGGAAGUUUGCGGGCAGCUUUAGUGUCCAACCUGAAAAGUGCCGUCACGGCCUCCUUCCUCAUGUUGCCAGAGAGCUUCACUGAAGAAGAGCUUUUCCUGCAGAUAGCUGGCCUCUCUUAUGCUGGGGAUUUUCGGAUGGUGUUUGGAGAAGACAGAUCCAAAGUGUCUAAUAUUGUCAGAGACAACAUGCAGCACUUUAAAACUCUGUACAGUAACAUCCUGCACGACUGCCCCCUGGUGGUCUACAAAUCACAGCAAGCAAAACUGGAGGUGGACAAAAGUCCAGAAGGCCAGUUUGUCCAACUGAUGACUCUGCCACGUACUCUGCAGCAAAGCAUUACCAGGCUGGUCGACCCCCCAGGCAAGAACAGAGAUGUGGAGGAGAUCCUGCUGCAGGUGGCUCAGGACCCAGACUGUGGCGCUGUCGUGCAGCAAGGUAUCUCCUCUAUUGUAAAGUCCUCCAGUAUAACACAGAGUGUGAAAGGCAUCGCUACAGCAGGUUUGUGGAAAACAGUGUCAUACAGCUCCAAAAAACUAUUUAAAAUGUGGAAAGGCUGGAGGAGGAAGCCAUGGGUGUCCCACACCUGAACCUCACCUCCUUUACUGGGAGGAGGAGGAGGAAGAAGAAGAAGAAGACCCCAGAAUCUUUGACUUUCACCAUGACCGUGUCAUCAGUGUCAACAGGAGACAUUAAGUGGUGGAAGAUGUCCCAGGCUGCUGCUGGGCUGGGCGGGGGCAGGAGGGGGAGGGCAUCUGACAUUUUAUCAUUGACACUGAGUCAUGGCUGACAUUCUAGAAUAAUGCAGUACAGACCACACACACACACACACACGACGUGGUUCUGCUGAAUGGACACAACUGUUUUUAAUGGAGUGUGACAAUAACUUAUUCUGGUUAGUUCUCUUUGGAGAUUUCUAAAAAAAAAA
Messenger RNA from Cynoglossus semilaevis (tongue sole), 2042 nucleotides. It is a transcript of the gene tamm41, whose product is annotated as TAM41 mitochondrial translocator assembly and maintenance homolog. Lineage: Eukaryota; Metazoa; Chordata; Actinopteri; Pleuronectiformes; Cynoglossidae. Gene Ontology annotation, biological process: cardiolipin biosynthetic process; CDP-diacylglycerol biosynthetic process. Gene Ontology annotation, cellular component: mitochondrion. Bases 676 to 1704 code for a protein of 342 amino acids. The record is from RefSeq and is a predicted model, not a curated record. The transcript has 9 exons. Gene Ontology annotation, molecular function: phosphatidate cytidylyltransferase activity.